AUGGCUACCAACGGCACCAACGGGACAAACGGUUCCAAGGCCAACCGCUUCCUCAUCUGGGGAGGCGAGGGCUGGGUUGCUGGCCACCUCAAGGACAUCCUCGAGAAGCAGGGCAAGGAUGUGCACACCACCGUCGUCCGCAACCAAAACCGCGAGGAGGUCCUGCAGGAGCUCGACCGGGUCAAGCCGACCCAUGUGCUCAACGCCGCCGGCUGCACGGGUCGUCCCAAUGUCGACUGGUGCGAGGACCACAAGGAGGAGACGAUGCGAUCCAACGUCAUUGGCACUCUCAACCUGACCGACUGCUGUUAUCUCAAGGGCAUCCACUGCACCGUCUUCGCAACCGGCUGCAUCUACCAGUACGACGAGAAGCACCCCUGGGACGGCCCCGGCUACACCGAGACCGACCCGGCCAACUUCGCCGGCAGCUUCUACUCUGAGACCAAAGCACACGUGGAAGAGUACUACACCAACUGCCUCAUUCUGCGGUUGCGUAUGCCGGUCUCUGACGACCUUCACCCUCGCAAUUUCGUCACCAAGAUCGCCAAGUAUGACCGCGUCGUCGACAUCCCCAACAGCAACACUAUCUUGCACGAUCUGCUGCCCGCAUCGAUUCUUCUGGCCGAGCAUGGCGACACGGGCAUCUACAAUUUCACCAACCCUGGCGCCAUCUCGCACAACGAGGUUCUCACGCUAUUCCGGGACAUUGUCAGGCCGGGUUACACGUGGAAAAACUUCACCCUGGAGGAGCAGGCCAAGGUCAUCAAGGCCGGCCGAAGCAACUGCAAGCUGGACCACACCAAGCUCAUUAGCAAGCUCAAGGAGUACGGGUACGAGGUGCCUGAGAUCCACGACGCGUACAGGCAGUGUUUCGAGAGGAUGAAGGCUGCAGGUGGCCAGUAG
Messenger RNA from Diaporthe citri, 903 nucleotides. RefSeq lists its product as uncharacterized. Gene Ontology annotation, molecular function: methionine adenosyltransferase regulator activity. The transcript has 2 exons. The coding region runs from base 1 to 903 and encodes 300 amino acids. Gene Ontology annotation, biological process: S-adenosylmethionine biosynthetic process. Gene Ontology annotation, cellular component: methionine adenosyltransferase complex. The record is from RefSeq and is a predicted model, not a curated record. NCBI's taxonomy places the organism in Eukaryota, Fungi, Ascomycota, Sordariomycetes, Diaporthales, Diaporthaceae.